Molecule: messenger RNA, 4878 nt
Organism: Sinocyclocheilus grahami
Lineage: Eukaryota; Metazoa; Chordata; Actinopteri; Cypriniformes; Cyprinidae
Product: DNA (cytosine-5)-methyltransferase 3A-like
Exons: 20
Coding region: 115-2469 (784 amino acids)
Biological process (GO): negative regulation of DNA-templated transcription
Cellular component (GO): cytoplasm; nucleus
Molecular function (GO): methyltransferase activity
Source: RefSeq, a predicted model, not a curated record
CUUCUAGACGUGGAGCACAAGGAGGACGAGGGUGGGGACUCGGCAAAGAAUGAGGGAGCUCGAGGGAGGCUCCGUGGGGGAGUGGGCUGGGAAGUCAGCCUCCGUCAAAGACCCAUGCCCAGAGUAACCUUCCAGGCCGGUGACCCUUAUUACAUUAGCAAGAGGACCAGGGAGGAGUUGCUGGCCAAGUGGAAGUUGGAGUUCCCUACGUUGCAGGCAGAGAAGAAGGCAAAACUGGUGUCUGUGAUGAACUCAAUGGAGGACCAUGGCGAGGUAGAGUCGGAGCCUCAAAAAGACAGCUCCAUAAUCACCGUCCCACUACUCUUUCCUCCACCGACGCCACCAACACAGCAGCAACCGCCACAGCCUCAAGCUCAACCUCAGACCAACCUCAAAUCCCAGCCUUCUCCCCAGCAACAACCUCCACCAUUCCAACAGCAACAGCAGCCUACGGACCCAGCCUCUCCAACUGUUGCCACCACCCCAGAGCCCGUGUCUAUAGGGGACGGAGACAAGACCUCACCCAAGUCCACUGACACAGAGUCGGAGUAUGAGGAUGGCCGAGGUUUCAGCAUUGGUGAGCUUGUGUGGGGAAAGUUACGAGGAUUCUCCUGGUGGCCCGGCCAGAUUGUAACCUGGUUAAUGACUGGACGCAGCCGGGCGGCUGAAGGCACUAGAUGGGUCAAGUGGUUCGGUGACGGCAAGUUUUCUGUGGUCUGUGUUGAGAAACUGUUGCCUUUAAGUUCCUUCCACAAAGCCUUUCACCAGCCAACCUACAAUAAACAACCAAUGUACAAGAAAGCCAUCUUUGAAGUGCUACAGGUAGCCAGCACUAGAGCAGGCAAAACCAUCCUCAUAUGCCCGGAGAGUGACGACACUGACACUUCUAAGUCAGUAGACAUGCAAAACAAACAGAUGAUUAAAUGGGCCAUGACAGGAUUUCAACCCACAGGACCUAAAGGUCUAGAGCCGCCUGAAGAGGAACGUAACCCCUGCAAGGAAGUAUAUCCAGAGAUGUGGGUAGAGCCAGAGGCGGCGGCCUACACGCCCCCACCAGCAAAAAAGCCCCGCAAGAGCACAGCCACAGAGAAACCCAAGGUCAAAGACAUCAUCGACGAGCGGACUCGAGAGAGGCUUGUAUACGAAGUUCGUCAGAAAUGUAGAAACAUUGAAGACAUCUGCAUCUCCUGUGGCAGCCUUAAUGUUUCCCUGGAGCACCCACUCUUCAUUGGAGGAAUGUGCCAAAGCUGUAAGAACUGCUUCCUAGAAUGUGCGUAUCAAUACGAUGACGAUGGCUACCAGUCAUAUUGUACUAUCUGCUGUGGAGGGAGAGAAGUGCUCAUGUGCGGAAACAAUAACUGUUGCAGGUGUUUCUGUGUGGAGUGUGUGGAUCUGUUGGUGGGGCCCGGCGCGGCGCAGGCAGCUAUUAAAGAAGAUCCGUGGAACUGCUAUAUGUGUGGGCCGAAGGCUCAAUAUGGCCUGCUGGAGCGCAGAGCGGAUUGGCCUUGCAGACUACAGCACUUCUUUGCCAACAAUCACGACCAGGACUUUGAACCACCAAGGCUCUACCCUCCGGUUUUGGCAGAGAACAGAAAAGCCAUUCGCGUCCUGUCACUUUUUGAUGGGAUCGCAACAGGGCUGCUGGUUCUGAAGGAGCUGGGUAUCCAGGUGGAGCGUUACGUGGCCUCAGAAGUGUGCGAGGACUCCAUCACUGUGGGCAUCGUUCGGCACCAGGGACGCAUCAUGUACGUGGGUGAUGUGAGAAACGUCACCCAUAAAAACAUUCAGGAAUGGGGUCCUUUCGAUCUUGUCAUCGGUGGAAGUCCGUGCAAUGACUUGUCAAUAGUGAAUCCUGCAAGAAAAGGUCUCUACGAGGGCACGGGUCGACUCUUCUUCGAGUUUUACCGGCUGUUACAUGAGGCCCGACCUAAAGAGCGAGAUAACAGGCCAUUCUUCUGGCUCUUUGAGAAUGUGGUGGCCAUGGGUGUCAGCGACAAGAGGGACAUCUCUCGCUUUUUAGAGUGCAACCCAGUGAUGAUCGAUGCCAAGGAGGUGUCUGCUGCCCACAGAGCUCGCUACUUUUGGGGUAACCUGCCUGGCAUGAACAGACCGUUGACCGCCAUGUGCACUGAUAAACUGGACCUUCAAGACUGUUUGGAGCAUGGCAGGACAGCUAAGUUUGAUAAAGUACGGACCAUCACCACUCGGUCAAAUUCCAUAAAGCAGGGCAAAGACCAGCACUUCCCUGUCUUCAUGAAUGAAAAAGAGGACAUCCUGUGGUGCACUGAGAUGGAGAGAGAGAUCUCGAGGGCCCGCUUCAGUGAACAGGUGUUCGGCUUCCCUGUCCAUUACACAGACGUGUCGAACAUGAGUCGUCUGGCCAGGCAGAGGCUGCUGGGAAGGUCGUGGAGCGUCCCGGUCAUCCGUCACUUGUUUGCACCACUCAAAGAGUACUUCGCCUGCAUCUGAACUCAAAUCCAGUACAGAUGAGAAAAAUCUAAACCGAUGUAAUACCAAGAGCUUCGAAAGCAAGCUCUCGUAUGUUAUUUGCAAGUUCGACAUCAGAAAAAAAAAAAGUUAUUUUAUGUUUUGGUUUUAUUCUUCUGGUUUGGAAUAAUUGACUCUUUUUUUUAAUUCUAUUUAAUUUUUUGUAUUAUUCAUUUGACUUUUUAGCAGUGUUAUCCAGUAUUUGAUUUAUGUGUGCAAGCUAUACUUGAGACACGGCCUCCUUUUAAGGCACUGAGAGACGAUGUAACAAUUCGAGGCAGAAACGAGAAGUUCGUUGAGACGGAAAUCGCAUUUAGUUCGCCCAAACAUUUCGCCUCCUGAAUUUUUCGACUGUCGGGUCGCGGAUCGAUCUAAUUCUCGCGGUGCGCGUCUGAGCCUUGAAAAAAAAGUUUUCUCUUAGUGUCAGGGGAGCUCUGUCUUAACCAAUCCAAAACACCAGAUCACAAAUACCUCUUUGUUUACAGUUUCUAUACACAACUGAAGGUAAUAAAGGUACUACUGUAAUAGGUGACAAUAUGGUGCUUCAAGGUGGUGAAAAACAUUGCAACUCAUGUGGUGCUACUACUCGAAACAAGAUCAUGGGGUCACGUUUUGUACCAUCGCCAGGUAAAACAAACGACUGAAACCUUGAAGAAAAAAAAAACCCCGACAGGUCAAGCCAGGUCUGCCACAUCUCAUUUUAUAUCUUUUACAGCCUUUUUGUACAAUAUUCUCUGGUGCUCUUUUCAAAAAAAGAAAAAACACACGCCUGCUUCCUUCAGUAUGCCUGCAAUCCGAACGCAUGAAACCAGCCACAUGGGCGGUGAUGUUUUUGUCAUCCAUACCUUGAAAUCAAAGGCUGUGGUGAGCUACUUUUUUUCUAGUGUCACACAGGCCAGAAUCAUUACUGUACAACUCUUAGCGCGCGUGGCGGCCGCAGGAAGGAUGGCGUCGGGUCGUUUUGUCAUUUUGUCGGCCAGGUGAAUCAGCCUUCAACUGCGGCGUCCGCAGGCUAUUCUCAGUCAGGUGCAAAACUAUAAAGGUGCGGCUUCACAAUGUUCUUCUACCUUUUAAUAGCAAUUUUUUUGUGCUGUGUUACCAACAAUAUCGAGCACUUUUGUAUAUGUAUACUUCUUUAUUUCUUUGAUAUUUUUUUUAAUCUUUCUCCUUGAUUCUUGUGAAUUGUUCUUUUUUUUUCAGUUAUGUUUAAUGAUGUGAAACUCUUGCCGUUAUAUAAGGUAAUACUUUGUUGUGUACAGUAGGGCUGUGCCAAUAGAUGUGAACGAAUGAGCUAGGAUAGAAUAAAUCCGUCUGUCGUGCCGGUGGUGAAGGGGCCGAAUUCCAAUAGCACCCCUCUCAUGUUUCCAUGUGCUACAUGAGAUACAGUAUAGUGUCUGCUCACGGUUCUUACCGCUGUAUAAUCCCAAAGUGAGUGUGUUAAGUAUCCCUGUAGGAAAAGUAGUCGGAUGGGGUUAAAUGCGUCUGGUCCCUAGCGUAGAUCUGAAAACAUUAUUAUGUUUGCCAAUGGUGAAUGUUGACCAUGUCAAUAAUUUAGUUAUCACGCAAGCUAUAUAGGCUAAAUUUGUGAAUCUGGUUAGAAACGGUCGGGCUCUAAUGAAAUCCUUGUUAGGCGCUUUUUAUUUUAUUUAAGGCAUUGCACUGCUUACAUACCUUAACAUUUGUCACGUUUAGCAAAGUUGCUUUUAUUAUGUUCCCAAUUUUAUCGACGCCCAGAUUUGUUUCUUUUUGUACAUUUUGUACAUAGAAAUUGUCUGUUGCUUUUUUUUAAUGACCUGUGAGAUGUACAAAUAUAAUUCUUUGCUAAUAUAUAUCAUAGAAUCAAAACAGCACUCAAAUCGCAAGAGGGGGGUAAUUGACAAAAUGGCAACAAGCUAAUUGACAUAAGCUAUAAAGCAGCAGGGUGUCUUUUGUAAUUCAUAUUUAUAUGUGUCGAACGGAGGAUCAAACUAAAGAAUGAGUUCGCUAAGUGAUUUUAACAGUCCCAUCUUUACUGCACAGCCCUACAUACAAAAGUGUGUUUCGAUUUGCUUUUUAAUUCUUGUUUUAAGUACUAAGAGAGGGAUUGUAGGUGUUUCAUAAGGUGCUAAACAUUUUAUCUAAUUGAGAAAAAUAUAUUAUUUGGAAAAUAAAUAAACUUGUCUUGAUAAUGACUGUUUUUUUUUUUCUCGAUUGUUUCUUGUAGUAUUGGAGAAGCACUAUUAUUUUACUCUCUCAUAUAAAGAUAUUAACAAAGGCAUUUUAACUUUGUACUUGAAAAAAAUAAUGAUAAAUGAUGAAAGAUUCUUAUAUUGUUUUAGAAUAGACAUUGCUGUAGUUGGUGCUUAUCUGUGGGAAAUCGUACUCAUAAUGGGAAAUAAAAAAAAUAAAUAA